GGAAAUAAAAACCAAUCACUUACGGAAGAAGAAAAAUGGAAGCGGCAGUGUUCAUUCUGUCACUUGUGGACUGUUGUGCUCUUAUUUUCCUCUCGGUCUACUUUAUUAUCACCUUAUCUGAUCUAGAAUGUGACUACAUCAAUGCUAGAGCCUGCUGCUCCAAGCUAAACAAAUGGGUAAUUCCAGAGAUGGUUGGCCAGUGUCUCUCCACGAUGCUGAUGUUGGUCUCCAUGCACUGGUUUAUCUUCCUCCUCAACCUGCCUGUAGCAGCCUGGAACAUUUAUAGGUAUGUGAAGGUCCCGAUGGGAAACAUGGGCGUGUUUGACCCCACUGAGAUCCACAACAGAGGUCAGCUCAAGUCCCACAUGAAGGAGGCCAUGAUUAAACUGGGUUACCACCUGCUCUGCUUCUUCAUUUAUUUGUAUAGCAUGAUCCUUGCCCUGAUCAACGACUGAAGCACCCAGCAAGCUGCCGCAUCCAUACUCCUGGCUUUGCUGUUUCCCCCCUCACAUUCUGCUCCUGUACUAUAUGCAUAAAGUUUAUCACUGUGGUCUUACUCAGGUCCGCACUCUUAUGUGUGUCGUCAGAAUCUGAGUUUUGACUUUUAUACAAUAUUAAGGUUAAUAUUUAACCACUUCACACUUCAGUACCAUCAUGACAAAAUCUCCUACAGCAACUGCUGUGUUUCAUUCUGAAGGGGAUAAAUAAUGAGUUUUCUUAAAACCUCUAUCUGCAACAGUGAAUGAUUAUAAGAUCGGCAUAGUGGCUUUAAAAAAUACCAGACAUUGUCACAGUAACAUGAAUGAGUAGGCUUCAUAGAGCAGAGCGAAACAGAACUAGCCAGUGAAGAUGAUAUAUAUUACCAACUACACUGUCUGUCUGGAUGGAAUUCUUUUCCACCAAUGCCAAAGUAGGAAAAUAGUGCCAAUAGUGUUUUAACUCUUGCAAUGCAUGUCUUGUUGUGUCACUUUAGCCUUAUAUUGUGCAGCUAAAUAUUAUUGCUUUGCCAUUUCUCAAAAUCCCCAAGGCCUUUGGUUUCGGGCCCUCUAGAAGAUUUUUCAGCCUCUGUACAACUACAGAGGCUCAGAAAUCUUUGUAGCAGUAAGUAGUUAGUUAUAGCAGCAGCGUACACAGUGGAGCCCUAAAACUGAGGACACAGGCAGGAAAGCACUGGAGACACUGGAGUGAAUCAACAGUGACCACUUAACAACCUGAUGUCCUCCGCUGUAGCUCCAGUUUUCUGUUGUUAGCUGACUGGAGUGGAACCUGCUGUGGUCAUCUGCUGCUGUAGCUGGUUCCAUGUACUGUGAGAUGCUCCUCUGCAUAGCAGUGUUGUAAUACAUGGUUAUUUGAGUUAUUGUCACCUUCUGUCAGCUUGAUCCAGUCUGAACAGUCUCCUCUGAGCGCUCUCAUUAAUAAGUAUUCAGCCUACAGAACUGCCACUCACUGUUAACACAUUCUCUGACCUCUACACACUGUUGUGGUGAAAAUUGAGAUCAGCAAACUAAUCACAACUGAACCUCUUGACCAUAUCCGUGUGCCUUUAUGCAUUGACUUCCUGGCACAUGAUUUGUUGUUGAGAUGUUUGCAUUAAAGAUAUACUAUGCAGGAUUUUCCAUAAAACAAUAUGUAGACUCCAUUGUUUCCAGCAGAAUUACAACCUAUGUGUAGCGUUAGCUGACGACAGGUAACAGUUUGUGGAGGUCUGAUUCAUCGGGGGGGGGGGGGGGGCAAAUCGAUCAGUCGAUCCGAUCAGAUCGAUGCAUGAGAGGAGCAGCUGUUUGUGAGUGAAAGCUAAAGUUAGACCCAGAGCAAUGAACAGUUCAGUUGCCUUUGAAUUAGCUUAACGUUCUGCUGCUCCGUCUGUGACCAGACUAUGCUCUGAGUAAGCAAAGGAUAUAUAUAUUCCAACAGCACUCCUAAUGAACAGUUCAGCUCCAAAAAUAAGAAAUCAAUAUGUGGGAGCAGAUGCUUUAAUCGUGGUGGGCAGACACUAAUAAAUGAAAAUGUUGGAAACCGUGGACUCACGAAAAAAUCCUCUCAAUCAUCACUUCUGACCCACUAGAAGUGUUUAGAGGUAUAUUUAUCUGCAGAGACGUUUGCCACCUUCUUAUUUUCUUUUUCCGGGAUGUUUAUUGGUCUGUACCCCCACAACACUCAGGUGAGGUCAGGGCUUUACAAAAAUGUAGUGACCAGGUGCCAGGCUGAAAGCAGCAGGUAUCCAAGAGACACAGAGACAAAACAACAACAACACAAAUAUAGUGAGGCAAACCACAAACAAGAGGGCAUCUGGGAUUGACUUUUAGUGUCACUUUUGCUGGUGAGUGUGUUUACAAAAAGUAACCAACAAUCCUGCAUAGCAUACCUCCAACGCCUGCGUGCCUAAUAAAGUGGCCACUGAGUGUACAUUCUGAUUAUUUUGUGUUGUGGCAGAGUACUAAGCUCAGCUGCUGGCCUUUUACUAAAGAUGACAUUAAGCAGCUGUGCAUCACUUCCUGCUCAGAACUUCAGAAUUCAGUGAUGUGUAACUUAGCUCUGAGAUCACAUGCAGCUCCAUAUUUGGCUCCUUCCAGCAGUGUAUGUACCUGCUGGAUGGACAGUUUGAGACAUGGUGGGGUGUUGUUUUAGGUGUGUGAUUGAGCUUUUUAUUGGCAGAAGCAGACUCGCACCAUUUCUUGAUCUGCAGUCUGCUGUCACCUGUAGUUUUGCUAAGUGUCUGGCACCAUUACUCCAAAGUUCCAGGUUCCUGACUGUUCAGCUGACUCAGAAUGUUGAACUGGGGGACAGUUAGAGCAUUCUGAUUGGCCGUUUAAUCAUCAGGUUUCCCUUUUUUCCCCCACUUGUGCCAUUUCUUGUUUCUAUCCUCAGUAAAUACUUUAGUGCCAUUUGGUGAAAGUGAUGUGUACAAGAUGUUCCCUCUCAUACAGACACAGUAAAGACAGAUAGGUGGCAGAUCAAGUGAAAUCCAACAUCAACAACAAAGUGAUUUACAGUAAAAAUGAUUAAAAAAACCUAAAAGUGAAAACAAGAUAAAAUAAAUGAAACUUAUACAGCUGCAAGAAGCUAUUCCAGCCAACACAGACUGUUAGAAGUCAAAAGCUUUUGAUGUGGAAUGUUCCAAUCCAAUGUGGUGAAAACUUUAAAAAGGCAGUGAAAUCUCCCUUUUUUUUUUUUUUUUUUUGCAAAUAGAAUAAAGGUUUCAGAGGUCAGUAAUAUAAAAAUGCAACAGUAAAAUGAUACUGCAUGAUGUCCACUGAGAGAUUGUACUGUAGUAUGAAAAAGCAAUAAGACUAUGAAUUAGUUUAACAUGGCUAAUUUUGUGCCAGGCUAGCGCACAUGUUGGGAACUAGUGGUGCACCCCAUUAAGCGAUUUUAAAAUAAUUUUACAACAUGUGGUUCAUCAUUAUUAUUUAACAUAUCCUGCAAAUUUUGUAAUAAUUGUACAAACUAUUUCUGAUUGACAGUCUGAUUUGUGUUAUGCCAUGCCAGUUUUUUCCACUUGUAGUGCCCCCUAGUGGUCGAUUGGAAUGAGACUGUCAUGGUAUGUUUCAGGUACUUAUUUUAAAGAUUGAUCCAAUGGUUGUGGGGUUUGGUUAAUUAAUGAGCUGAGCCAUGCCCCUCCUUAAGAUCAUUGGUCAGAUAUAUCAACAAGCUUUUGAUAAGCUUGUUCCAGUAAUGAUCCACAGAACAUUUUGAGCAUUCAGACCUGGUUUGGAGGACAUGUCAAACGUGUUUUUCAAAAAAAUUAAAAAUGGCAAAAGUCAUUGGACUUAUGGCACUGGGGGUGUGACCUUUCCAAAAGAAAGCCUAUUUUUUUGGCUUUGCCUUUAUUGGAAAGGACAAGUUAAACAUGAAUGGAGGAGAGAAAAGGGAUGACAUGCAGCAAAGGGCCGUGAGCUGGGAUCAAGCCUGUGGGCGUUGCGGCAACAACAUUACCUUUUAUACAUGGAACACCCACCCUACCUACUGAGCCACUGGGCGCCCCCAAAAUGUAAUUUUUGGGCCUUAUUUACAGCACUCCCAUCAGGCUAAUUAGGGUCAUACUUGUUGGGCAGCAUUUCCACACAACUUCCAAUCACUGGUGAAAAUUUUGAUGUGUUUACAAUGUACCAUCACAUGGGACUUUGUGAAAACAUUUCUGAAGAAGAGUAAGUAUAACAAUAAACCACCACAAAACAAUAAUUACAACAAAUAGCAUCAUUUAAGACAAAGCCAGAGGAUAAAAGUGAGUUUUAAGAAGAACUUUAAAAGAGGACACCUCAUUAGUAAGUGUAAAGUGUAUUAGACAGUGCUGUCCACCUUGUACCUCCAAACAUGCUGCUCCAGACUCUCCCAUAGGUGUUCAGUUCUGCUGACUGUGAAAGACAUACCCAUUGAUUCCCAUCAUUUUCAUCCUUUGUCUUUGUCACCUAUCUAUCUGUGCACAUUUACAGCCACCUGCUGUUGGAUGUAGUCUCUGUGCUGAUAUUAUGUGUUCUGGCUUACUUGCUCUCCCAUGCUGUUGUUGCUCCUUCAUUUUUCUGAGCUCCCCUAAUUAACAUCAUAUUUGGUCAAAGUAUCAAAAGUUUUCAAAAUGAGAAGUUGAAAUCAGAGGUUUGUGAUGGUAUUGAAGUGUAAUGAAAACUCUGUUAUUGUGCACCACUGAUCAUCAGAUGGUGGAUCACUGAGCCUGUUCUGAGACACUUUAUGCAUACAGUACCUGCCAAACUUCCAGUAUCACACUCCAUCCCUGAUCACCAACCACAACUCAGCCUCCACACACACACCAACUUAAAUACAGUCAUAUCUGCGUGAAUAUGUGUGUGUAUUCAUCAAACACAUCACUAAAUGUGACAGUGAGGUGCAGUCUGUGGGGCUGCACAGUGAGGAAAUGACAAUCACUAAUCCACACACACAUCAGUCCUGUGUCUGUGCUAGAAGGGUGUAGCCUCACAGAGCUGGAUGUUGUCUGACCUUGGGGGGGGGGGGGCACAAAGUUGAUGAAACACGCCUCCGUCUAAAAAGAGAUUAUUUAUCUGAGUAAUUGCUGUAUUAUUACUGUAUGAGUGGCAGUUUCAAUUUGAACAAAUGGAUUUGACCUAUCAUGCACUGAUGAUGUGUUUACUGAACAACCUUUGCAUUGAGCAUACACUGUAUGUUAAAGUCUAUCAUUCCCUGUUUGAAAAAAGCCUGGAUCAGCAGGUGUCUCAGCUUUCCCCUGGGGCGACAGAUGUGUGCAUGCAUUCCUCUUUAUUUGGUAAAGUGCAUAGACAGCAAUCAUAACUGUUCAGUACAUUCAUACCUGUCUGUAUUAUGAAGGGCCUCUUGUGUUAGCCACAUGUGCAGGUAUUCUGGAGCCAUUUCUCUCUUCACUUGGGGUGAAAAGAGCACUGAGCAAGUUCAUAUCUCAUUCACAGUGAACUGUCUAAUGCAGUGUCUGUUUUGGGGGAAAUGUGGUGUUUCAUAAAUAAAAAUUUAAGACAA
This is a messenger RNA of Epinephelus lanceolatus (giant grouper), 5463 nucleotides long. It is a transcript of the gene cnih4, whose product is annotated as cornichon family member 4. Gene Ontology annotation, biological process: vesicle-mediated transport. The record is from RefSeq and is a predicted model, not a curated record. NCBI's taxonomy places the organism in Eukaryota, Metazoa, Chordata, Actinopteri, Perciformes, Serranidae.